AUGCUCUCCCUCAUAUCAGCGCUCUGCCUGGUACAAACUGCCAGCGCACAAAUCACGACCUCGUUCCCGUACUACAAAACUGCUUGGGGUUCCGACAAAGUCGGCUUCUACGGCUCAGUCAUCAGCGUCAAAGACAGCCACACAGCUAUCCGUCUCGAGUUCGACAAUGGCUACUUUUAUCCCGAUGAUCAGCAGUUUACCAUCGGGCCUAAUAUGUUCGAAACCCGCGUACGCCUUGGUUCCGAAAGCUUUGCGGAUAACGGUACCGACAAGAUGGACGUCGUAGACCACUGCGAUAUACCUGAAUCGCCUGCUGAUGCAGCGCCAAACUGUACAGCAUCUGCAGGUCCCUGGAUCGCGCGUGGGUGGCAGUGCGAUAGUACAGCGACAUCCUCGACUAGUUACUCCACGUACACGAACACAUUUAGUGGACGAUUGAGUUACUCUGCCGGCGUCGAGACUAUUACACGCACAUUUAUCUUCGGGCCAUGGACCAAGGGGUUUCCGACUUGGUGCAGUAUCAGCGAGUUUGUGCCGUCGAGUGGGUUACAGUGGCCUGUGAGUGCCAAAAGAGAAGAUAUUGGCACUUUUCAGCUGGUUAUUACAGCAGGUCAGGAGAAGCUGAGUGCAACUCCAGCAGUGAGCGCAAGUGUUUCGAGCGCGACACCGACGGGUGCUGGAGCAGGUUCUUCUGGUGCUACAGUGCCGAUGAAGACUGUUGCUCCUGUAAUAGCGGGCUUGGGCGCUGCAGUCGCUAUAUUUUUGUAA
Messenger RNA from Parastagonospora nodorum SN15, 768 nucleotides. RefSeq lists its product as hypothetical. The coding region runs from base 1 to 768 and encodes 255 amino acids. The transcript is spliced from 2 exons. The record is from RefSeq and is a predicted model, not a curated record. Lineage: Eukaryota; Fungi; Ascomycota; Dothideomycetes; Pleosporales; Phaeosphaeriaceae.